Neurospora tetraspora is the source of this 1143-nucleotide messenger RNA. RefSeq lists its product as uncharacterized. Gene Ontology annotation, biological process: methylation. NCBI's taxonomy places the organism in Eukaryota, Fungi, Ascomycota, Sordariomycetes, Sordariales, Sordariaceae. Gene Ontology annotation, cellular component: eRF1 methyltransferase complex. The transcript has 3 exons. Gene Ontology annotation, molecular function: S-adenosylmethionine-dependent methyltransferase activity; nucleic acid binding; protein methyltransferase activity. The record is from RefSeq and is a predicted model, not a curated record. The coding region runs from base 220 to 1143 and encodes 307 amino acids.
GCAUCACUAGAGGUGUGCUCCCUUCUUUCCAUCGAUUCCACAGAAGUAAAUUCACAGCUUUCGUUCCAAUAUAAAUCCCAUAUAACGCUACGCCGAACAAGUCUUCCCUUCUCGGUAUACCCAUACAAAAGCACCAGAACCACUCUAGACUAGAGUCCAACAUAUCUUCUUCCAACUCUCCAGCGUUGCUCCCCAUUUCCAGUUUCCAGCAGCAAGAAGAUGUCCACACACGCCAUCCCCCACCGUGAAGUCCCCAUUACCUUCCUCUGCGGACACACCUUCCACAAAGGCAGAGCCUACCAUGGCCCUCCUAUGCAGGUUCCGAGCGCCCCCAUCUCCCUACCGGGUCCGGUACCACCUUAUCCAAGUAAUAAUGCGCCCGUUCCGUGUAAGUUGUGCAGAGACAAUAAGUUGUGGGAGUAUGAUUGGAGGAGGAGGGGUUGGCGCGUCUACGAACCAGCCGAGGACUCCUUCCUCCUGCUCGACACUCUUUCCUCCCCCUCCGAAACCGCCUUUCUCUCAUCCCGCUUUUCUUCUUCUUCUUCUUCCCCCCACCCCGGCACCCCCUUAGUUCUAGAAGUCGGCCCCGGCUCCGGCGUAGUAAUCGCCUUCCUAACCGCCCACGCCUCCACCAUCUUCGGCACCCCGCACGUCCUAACAACCGCCAUCGACGUCUCGCCCUUUGCCUGCGCCGCCACCAACCUCACCGUCUCUAAGGCCAUUUACGAGAAUUCCUCGACAGCUGGUUCUUGGACCUCAGCAAUCCAAGGCGACCUGGUCUCCCCCUUGCGAGCAGGGACGGUGGACGUCCUGGUGUUUAACCCGCCUUACGUCCCCACGCCUGACUUGCCUGCCCCUCCCCCCGUGCCGCUGCAGGAACUGAGGGAGAAAACGACGUUUGAGGAGGAUUCGCAUCUGUUGGAGUUGACGUAUGCUGGAGGGAGAGAUGGGAUGGAGACGACGGAUAGAUUGAUUGAGGCUUUGCCGGGGGUGUUGAGCGAGAGGGGGAAUAAGCCGGAGGAGGUGAAGGGGAGGAUUAGAGCGAUGGGUACUACCGAAGGGGAGUGGAAGGCGGAGACGGUGGGGACUAGUGGGAAGCAGGCGGGUUGGGAGAAGUUGCAGAUUGUGAGGGUUUGGAGGUAA